Molecule: messenger RNA, 1606 nt
Organism: Alternaria rosae
Lineage: Eukaryota; Fungi; Ascomycota; Dothideomycetes; Pleosporales; Pleosporaceae
Exons: 2
Coding region: 19-1359 (446 amino acids)
Source: RefSeq, a predicted model, not a curated record
CAGCACUAAACGGCCAACAUGCCAAAGCGCGCGCACUCUAGAAGUAGCACUGCUUCGACUGAGGACAGUGACUACAAUGCAGAAUCUAACGUCUUUGGCCCAACGAAGCGCCGCGCGCAUUCCGCUCCGCCCCGCAGCUUGUCGCCAUUACCUGUCAACGGCAACCUCGAUACUCGGGGGUGUAAGCUGCCUCUGACGCGCGAAAACCUCACAGAGCAUACCCUCAGCACAUCCUUACAGCACUCACACCCACCGGAGCCCGUCUUAGACACCGGUAGCUCUAUUCCCCCAUCUGGGCCCCCGCCGUCCAUGUCGGCGCGAUCUGGGUCGCCAACGCGGAGCGCCUUGGACACGCGCGUCACGCUGCAAUCUUAUCGCGUCGAGGUCGAUACGCAUCGCGAAUUGCCGGCCGAACUUAGGAGUCACCUCGACACAGUACUGUUGUGCAAGCGAGAUGGACCUCGCUCGCCCAACGCCCGCCGCGUCGUGCAGCAUCGCCUUGCCGCCUCGCUUGAAAAUGAGAGCACAGGCAUUCGUCGCCUCGAGCCGUUGUUGCUCUUUGCCGGCGAAGACGACCCGAGCGCAAUCCAUCCCGUGCCUAUGAUCUCCAGCAAACUUGACUUCAACCUGUCACCUCCGGGCAAGACGCUCCCCCGAUUGUCGCAGCGUCAGGCCGAUACCAUCAUUGGAUAUCUGUCCAAUUCACAGGCCUACGAGUCCACGCUGCAGACCGCCUUUACGCCCGACGAAGAGGCUGCGCUCGCCGACUUUACACUUAACCCUGUCCUUGUCUUCCCUUUUCUUAGUUCCCAGUGGAAACCCGCUACCGGCGAAUCGCACAUUGUAGCCCACUACCAGAGCGCCCGUGAUGGCGCCGCGAUCGUCCGCUACCUCGACGAGUUCUACAGUAUCGCCUAUGGCCGACCUGCGACAGCGCUCGAAUGCGCACACGUCUCUUUCACCUGCGAUUACCAGGCGCUCAACAUCUGGCUGCACUGGCGCGAGCUGGACGCGGCCGGUGAUGCGACAUACUACAUGAAGAGCAUCUUCGACUGCACCUUGCGUAAUGAAAAGCACCUUCUUGAAGCGCGGGAGCUGCUGUGGAAUCACAUCGAUUACGCGCUAGGUAGCCGGCUGCACUCACUAAAAGACGCACUACCGUCUUUCUGCACUGAGUUUCCCAAGCGGCAAUCCAAGACCACCAAGUCCAUCGGCUCGUCCAGAGCCUCCGUUCAAUCCGACUCCAGAGUCCUCGCCUCGAUCUCCCUGCCACCCACACCUUUGUCGAACCACAAUGAGCACGACCCAGUUAAACGGUACAACAAGCGGCUGCGGACUGGAGAGAAUGAUCAUGGGUGAAGUCGGCAAAUGCGGCAUCGCUGUAGCGUGUAUCGCAUAAACGUUGAUACCCCUUGAUUCUGUGCGUCGUACACAUCCAUCUCAUCUCGGCGCAACGUUCGGAGUGUCGCUGCUUAGGUGUUGACUGCGACGAUGAAGUCUUUACGGGUUUUAGCGUGGUUUUCGGGACUCCAUCACUUAUCAACCGCGUACAACACACCAGCACCGCCAGAUGCGACUCGGCAGAACCCAUUCGCAUACCACCUCA